CUUUGACAUUUAGUGUAGAGUGUUUUUGUUUAUGUAUGUCGCAAUGACUGAAGUAUAAGACUUUGCCGAACAUUUGCCGCUUCACACUUGUGCAUAUGAACAGUUCUAUAACUGAUAUCAAGUUCAGGGUGAGAAAUGCCACGUAUAACACAACAUAUUCCACAUUCUCAAGGAAAGAACCAGAGUUUAAGUGUUCUUACAGUAUGUACAGCACAUCAAAUACAAGGCUAAGUCCAUCAUUAAAUGUGCACAAAAAGGCUGUUUUACCUUUGAAGACGGGCAACACAGAGUAUAUGGAAAAAUACAGAUAUCCUGUUCCUGCUGAAGCAGCUGUGUAUAUGGAGAAACCAGUGACAUCUGUUUGUAAGGGCAAUACGAUUCAACGAAGUGAAUUAAAUCCAUUUGACUGUAGCAUUGUAAAGCACAUGGAUCCAUACAUAAGUGUGUCCCGUCUCAUGAUUGAAAACUCUACACCAAUGUGGAAGGAUGAUCACAUACUUCCUACUCGUGAAGGUUACACUAAAGUUUCAAGUAAGUUUCAUCAGCCUGUAUAUGAUCGCUCGAUCCUUAGCUCCAAACCGACUUACAGAAACUGGGUUGCACCUCCUCGAAGUCUCAGGAAUACAGGUGUGCAGUCUGAGACGAAUUACCAGUACAGUCGGCUAACAAAUGUCUGCAGCAGAAGCAGUCAAUAUCCAGUCAAGUGUGACAUUGCUGCACCACGCAUCAUGAGUUCUGUGAAUUAUGUUACUGAAUAUGACCACAUUGGUCGCAAGUGGCCUGUCAGAGCUGUUGUUGAUCCAGGCACAGGCCAAAUUGAAUUAGUCAGCCACACUACAUUCAGAAUUUCUUUUGGAGAGCAAAUUGCUGCUCAUGGUCAACAUGACACCAUCAACUUACAGGAGAGCCAAUGGUAGUGGCUUUUGCAGGACUGAUGUAACAGUGUUCAUCACAAGACUGAAGUGAAGAUUAUCAGAGCCUUGAUGGAGUCCUUGAUUGUGCUAAAGAAGUCAUUUCACUCUCCUGCUGUGGUCUGGACAUCACUUCUAAGUUCUAAAUACACCAGAUGGACCUACCUGACAAAGUACGCUGUGGGAUACCUCAUGUCGAGCUUGAACAUUGAGGUAUGCUGAAAUAUGAUGUGUGGUGCUUGAUACUUUUGUAAAAAGAAGUGUUUGAAAUCCUUCAUUGUGUCAUUCAGAAGCCAGGUUGGACAGGAACUUAGAAAACAAUGGAAGAAGUUUCAUACUUAUUUUAUUUUAUUUUUAUUUCUUAGUUGCAUUCAGUUGCUAGUAAGCAGAUACUGUAAUAUUUUUGGAAGUAUCGUUUGUUAUAACAGAAUAUUAGGGGAUUGAAAAAUAAGG
Molecule: messenger RNA, 1364 nt
Organism: Schistocerca nitens (vagrant locust)
Lineage: Eukaryota; Metazoa; Arthropoda; Insecta; Orthoptera; Acrididae
Exons: 7
Coding region: 96-917 (273 amino acids)
Source: RefSeq, a predicted model, not a curated record